Messenger RNA from Lactuca saligna, 448 nucleotides. NCBI's taxonomy places the organism in Eukaryota, Viridiplantae, Streptophyta, Magnoliopsida, Asterales, Asteraceae. The record is from the annotation of a GenBank genome assembly.
GAGAAUGAUGAAAUUAAGUUUCAGAAACUAAAGUUUCUAAGUUUGGAAAGGCUACCAAAGUUGAUAGGUCUUUGCAACACUUCUAAUGUAAUUUAGCUACCAAAGCUGGUGGAAUUGAAACUCGAUGGCCUUCCUAAUUUCACUACCAUUUAUCCUGAGAAUACAUCUCUGCAACAUUUCUAUGCCCAGUAACAUGUCUUACAAUCAACCAUUCUUGAACAAAGAGAUGCUAAUUCCUAAGUUAGAGAUAUUGAAAAUUCUUGGCAUUGAUAAGCUGAAAGAGAUAUGGCCUUGUCAAUUUAGUGGUAAUGACGAAGUUAAUACCUGCAUGUUGAGAGAGAUUCAUGUGAAGGAAUGUGACAAUCUUGUGAAUUUGUUGCCAACAAAUCCAAUGUCGCUACUGCAUCAUGUGGAAGAGAUUAGUGUUUUUUCAAUGUGGAAGUAUUGA